CCUGAAUCAUGGCACAGUGACAAUCAGUGACAAAAGAGUGAGGCCAUUCAGGGUAAGAAGAUUGACCUUUUUGGGUGGCUACAGCUGAAGAUUGCUUUACAGAAGCCACUAGAAAGGUUUGUGAGUCAUGAUGCAAGAAUCUGGAACUGAGACAAAAAGUAAUGGUUCAGCCAUUCAGAACGGUGCAAGCAGUGGCAACCACUUGCUAGAGUGUGGCCUUCGGGAAGGGAGAUCAAACGGGGAGACACCUUCUGUAGACAUCGGUGCUGCAGAUCUAGCUCAUCUUCAGCAACAGCAGGCUCUUCAGGUAGCAAGGCAGCUUCUGUUACAACAGCAGCAGCAGCAGCAGCAACAACAAGUUAGCGGGCUAAAAUCUCCCAAGAGGAAUGACAAACAGCCAUCCCUUCAGGUUCCAGUGUCAGUGGCUAUGAUGACACCUCAAGUUAUCACUCCCCAGCAAAUGCAGCAGAUCCUCCAGCAGCAAGUCCUAACUCCACAGCAACUUCAGGUCCUGCUCCAGCAGCAGCAGGCACUCAUGCUUCAGCAGCAGCAGCUUCAAGAAUUCUACAAGAAACAACAGGAGCAGUUGCAGCUUCAACUUUUACAGCAACAACAUGCUGGAAAACAACCUAAAGAGCCCCAGCAACAACAGGUGACUUCCCAGCAGUUGGCCUUUCAACAACAGCUUUUACAGAUGCAACAACUGCAGCAGCAGCACCUCCUAUCUUUGCAACGCCAAGGUCUGCUAACAAUUCAACCAGGCCAGCCCACCUUGCCAUUGCAGCCUCUCACCCAAGGCAUGAUCCCAACUGAACUACAGCAACUCUGGAAAGAGGUGACAGGUUCUCACCCAGCAGAGGAGGCUGCAAGCAACAACCACAGCAGUUUGGAUCUAUCAACGACGUGUAUCUCUUCCUCAGCAUCUUCUAAGACUCCCUUAAUAAUAAACCCACAUGCCUCAACCAAUGGACAGCUAUCAGUCCACACUCCUAAAAGAGAAAAUUUAUCCCAUGAAGAGCACUGUCAUAGCCAUCCACUUUAUGGGCAUGGAGUAUGCAAAUGGCCGGGCUGCGAAGCAGUAUGCGAAGAUUUCCAGUCAUUUCUAAAACAUCUCAACAGUGAGCAUGCGCUGGAUGAUAGAAGUACAGCCCAAUGUAGAGUACAAAUGCAGGUUGUACAACAGUUAGAGCUGCAGCUGGCAAAAGACAAAGAACGCCUGCAAGCAAUGAUGACACACCUGCACGUGAAGUCGACUGAACCAAAAGCUACCCCUCAGCCUCUAAACCUCGUAUCUAGCGUCACACUUUCAAAGACUGCGUCAGAGGCUUCUCCACAGAGCUUACCUCAUACCCCGACCACCCCAACAGCGCCCAUCACUCCGGUCAGCCAGGGGCCUUCUGUCAUCACUACUACAAGCAUCCACAACGUGGGGCCUAUCCGAAGGCGGUACUCUGACAAAUAUAACGUGCCCAUCUCUUCAGCAGAUAUUGCGCAGAACCAAGAAUUCUACAAGAAUGCAGAGGUUAGGCCGCCCUUUACGUAUGCAUCCUUAAUUAGGCAGGCCAUUCUUGAAUCUCCAGAAAAGCAGCUAACACUAAAUGAAAUCUAUAACUGGUUCACGCGGAUGUUUGCCUACUUCAGACGGAAUGCAGCCACGUGGAAGAAUGCAGUGCGUCAUAAUCUUAGUCUUCACAAGUGUUUUGUGCGAGUAGAAAACGUUAAAGGGGCAGUAUGGACAGUGGAUGAAGUAGAAUUCCAAAAACGAAGGCCACAAAAGAUCAGUGGAAGCCCUUCACUUAUUAAAAACAUGCAGACCAGCCACACCUACUGCUCACCUCUCAGUGCUGCUUUACAGGCUUCAAUGGCUGAGAACAGUAUACCUCUGUACACUACUGCUUCCAUGGGAAACCCCACUCUGGGCAGUUUAGCCAGUGCUAUGAAGGAAGAGCUUAAUGGUGCAAUGGAGCAUGCGAACAGUAAUGGGAGUGACAGCAGUCCAGGACGUUCUCCUAUGCAAGCAAUGCACCCUGUGCAUGUUAAAGAAGAACCAUUAGAUCCAGAUGAAAAUGAAGGACCACUAUCUUUAGUGACCACAGCCAAUCACAGUCCAGAGUGUGAUCACGACAGAGAUUAUGACGACGAAAAUGUAAACGAGGACAUAGAAUGAGUGUGUCUGUGGUCGGGAUCCUGUGAAUGAAGAUUGUGGGGAGGGAGGAAAAAAAAACACAUACUUCAAAAUUAGCUGUGAAAUCUCUCCCCUUUAUUGUACAGUCUGGAGGAUACUCUCGGUCCAUUUUGACAGCUAUAAAAUAUGUUAACUCCUAGUGCCAUCAAGUAUCCCAUUUGGGAAUAUUUUUGAUUUUUCUACUUUUUGUUGAGAAAAAAAAGGAAUUUGUACUCUGUGCAUUGGAUGGACUUGUUUGGUACUUGGGAUUCCCUCUCACAGUCAACAUCAGUGUUGUAAAUUUAUUCAACCGAUUCGACUAUUUGGCAGCAGACUUUGGACUGCGGUUCUUCCAGUUUGGGACACUGAAGACAUCAAGCUGAGCAUGUACACAUAAAUUGCAGAUCAAGCCUUUGCCCAGAUUUUAAGGAUUCCAAUGGACAACAUAUUUGCACAGAAUCGCAUGUUGAUUAUCACUGCCUUUUACUUUGGGUUUGUUUUUGUUUUGCUUCCAUUUGGGAUGGGGAAGUGAGUCUGCGUGUGUGCGUGUGUGCACGUAUGUAUGUGCACAUGUGAGUAUGUAUACACAAUAGGGGUUAAACGAAAAUUCUCCCCAGCUUUGUAGUGUAUAGCUUUGAUUCCCCUCCUCCCCCACUUCUCCUACACCAUUUUAAGUUCUGACCUCAGGCCUCAGGAGGGCCAGGGCCUUUUGAGGCUUAAUGUUUUCUGUACUUUUGUGAUGAAUGUUUAUUAGGUGUUUUUAUUAUACAAAGCUGAAUGUCCUUUGAAUUGUUUGUAGUUCUUUUUUUUCUGCCAUUCAUUCCAGUUUCCUUCAUUUUCGAUAGCUAUGGGAAACAUUCCAUUUGGGGAUAUGUCCCCCCCCCUUUAGAAAAAAAGAAGGUUCUCGUGUCGCUGCUCUAAUCCAUGUGCAAAGUUAUCUCCCAACAGAAAGCAAGGCAGUACUGCAAGAGUGAGAAUGAAAGGCAAACCAGCAGAGAAAUUGUGUAGGACGUGGAGCAAAUUUAUUCCACAAAGCAGUAUGUGUUGUCAUUGUUUUGGAGGUUGUUUUUAUUUUGCAGAAAUGAUGGUUAUUAACAAAUAUUACAAAACGGAACAGCACAAAAAAAAAUCCUGAACAUGCAGCACCCAACCGUUUAUUUUGUCAAUAAUAAAUUGUGCAACAUCAGGCUAUUCUUUUCAUAUCAUGAGUUUCUGGGCCAUCAAACCUAUCUAGGAUAUCUAAAAUGACCAUAUUGCAUACCUAAACAUGUAUUAUGGUUUGCA
This is a messenger RNA of Gekko japonicus, 3448 nucleotides long. It is a transcript of the gene FOXP1, whose product is annotated as forkhead box P1. Bases 128 to 2167 code for a protein of 679 amino acids. Gene Ontology annotation, molecular function: RNA polymerase II cis-regulatory region sequence-specific DNA binding; DNA-binding transcription repressor activity, RNA polymerase II-specific. Gene Ontology annotation, cellular component: nucleus. Lineage: Eukaryota; Metazoa; Chordata; Lepidosauria; Squamata; Gekkonidae. The record is from RefSeq and is a predicted model, not a curated record. The transcript is spliced from 18 exons. Gene Ontology annotation, biological process: regulation of transcription by RNA polymerase II.